Molecule: messenger RNA, 1372 nt
Organism: Amphiprion ocellaris (clown anemonefish)
Lineage: Eukaryota; Metazoa; Chordata; Actinopteri; Pomacentridae
Product: signaling lymphocytic activation molecule
Exons: 7
Coding region: 56-1048 (330 amino acids)
Source: RefSeq, a predicted model, not a curated record
CACACAGCUCGACAGGCUAGAAGAGGAAGCAGACAUUGCUUCUCUCCCCACAGAGAUGGUUGCUGGUGGCCUUCGUCGCCUGUGCUGCUUCUUAGCAUGCGUUGCUGUGCUGCUGCUGCUUGGGACCUGCCUCCAUGAUGUGGAGGCUUCCAAUGGGAAACGUGUCAUUCAUAAGAAAGUUGGAGAUACUGUGGAGCUUUCAUCAUAUUUAUCGACUAAAGGUGUCACCACAGCGUAUUGGAAAUAUGGAGGUUUAGUAGUUGCAGACAAAGAUGGGAGUGUUUCAAAAAAACAUCAUCUUAAGGACAGAGUAGACUUCAACCUCACAAGCUUUAGCUUAACAGUGAGAAAACUGACUCUUCAAGAUUCAGGUGAUUUCAGUUUUUUCUCAGAGGUGAACGAGCAGCAAAGGGGCACAGUCGACAUCACUCUGCAAGUUCAUGAAGCCAUAACUCAGCAGCCUGAUGUGAAAAUAAUCAAUGCCACCCACAAUGCCUUGGAUAAAUCCUGCACAGUUUUGCUGGAGUGCAGUGCCUCUUCUGACAGCACUGUCACCUACAACUGGACUGUGAGGAACCAAACCCGGACUGGACCCAAACUGCAUCAUGUUGUGAGAGAGGAGGAUGGAGACACCACAUUCACCUGCACAGUUUCCAACUUUGUCAGUGAGAAAUCUGCAUUCAAAAACUUUGAAUGUAACAAUGAUACUUCCUUACCACAAAAUCCACAAGAUAAAGAGAUUAACUUUAUCCUCAUCCUGAGUGUGGCUGGAGGCUGCUGUUUGAUGAUUGUCAUUGGUGUUGGUGUAGCCGUGUACGUUUGCCACUGCAAAGAGAGACAAACUGGCAGUGACAUAAAUGACCUCACUGUGUAUGCCGAUAUCGCUGAUGUUGCGAUUGACAAUAGGACCAUGAAGCCUUGUUCAGUGUAUGAAACCAUUGACAACAGAACCAACACAGCUCCGCCUGGGCCCCAAACUGUGUACGACAAGAUCCAGCUCAGCCGUGUGAGGAAGGCGUCUGUGUCGCCCUACCAAGACGUCAUCUAGAUGUUGUGGAGCUUUUUUCAAGUGUUGCUCAGGGCAAGGCAACGAUGUGCAGCACAAGAAAAUUCAAGGAUAAUAUGAUGGAGAAAAUGUGAAAGAGCUUCUAAAGGCAGAAAGUUGUGUUACAUUUUUGCAUAGAUUUCUGUUGCAUCAUAGCUUUUUGAGGCUGUAAGCUAUACAAUACCAUUUUAUAUACGUUGUUGUACAUUCUGUAAAUACAGAGGUUAUAUUUUUAAAUGUUAUGUUUGUACUCUUGCAUUUACUGUCAACUAUGCAUUAUUACCCAGCUGGGUCGACAGCUAAUAAAAGCCGGAUUUUAAAAUGCCA